Messenger RNA from Phascolarctos cinereus (koala), 4768 nucleotides. It is a transcript of the gene EDAR, whose product is annotated as ectodysplasin A receptor. Gene Ontology annotation, molecular function: signaling receptor activity. NCBI's taxonomy places the organism in Eukaryota, Metazoa, Chordata, Mammalia, Diprotodontia, Phascolarctidae. Gene Ontology annotation, cellular component: plasma membrane. Gene Ontology annotation, biological process: positive regulation of canonical NF-kappaB signal transduction; positive regulation of JNK cascade. The record is from RefSeq and is a predicted model, not a curated record.
AGCGCCAGCGCCGGGCUGACCCCAGAAGCGGUGGUGCGCUGUGCCUCUGGUCCCUGGGGGCGCUGAGAGACCCUGCAGGGAGUGACAGUGUGGCGACCGGCUCCGGGAGGUGGGCCUUUGCAGCUCAGGACUGCCAGAACCUGGUACUCCAAGAGAAGCGGGACCUUGGCUGGCGCUCUCCUUCCAGUCCGACCGAGCUGCCUGCUGCGGGACGCUUGCUUGGGACCGGCCGUCAGUGCCAGGUGAAUAUCUCAGAAAAUAUGGCCCAUGUGAGGGACUAUAAAUGGACCCAUUUCCUUCCCUUUCUGGUGGUGUCUCUGAUGUACCCAGCCAGAGCUGAGUAUUCAAACUGUGGAGAGAAUGAGUAUUACAACCAGACCACAGGGCUGUGCCAUGACUGCCCCCAGUGUGAGCCUGGAGAAGAACCAUAUAUGACCUGCGGCUAUGGCACCAAAGAUGAUGACUAUGGCUGUGUCCCCUGCCCCUCGGAGAAGUUCUCCAAAGGAGGCUACCAGAUAUGCAGGCGUCACAGGGACUGUGAAGGCUUCUUUCGAGCCACUGUCUUGACUCCGGGUGACAUGGAGAAUGAUGCAGAAUGUGGGCCGUGUCUCCCUGGUUAUUACAUGCUGGAAAACAGACCAAGGAAUAUCUAUGGAAUGGUUUGCUACUCCUGCUUACUGGCACCUCCAAACACCAAAGAAUGUGUGGGAGCCACCUCUGGAGUUUCCGCCAGUCUCCCAGGUACCUCUGGCACCAGCACCAGCUCUCCUUUCCAGCAUGCACAUAAAGCAGAUCUCUCAGGACAAGGGCAUCUGGCCACUGCCCUGAUUAUUGCUAUGUCCACCAUCUUCAUCAUGGCUAUUGCCAUUGUCCUCAUCAUCAUGUUUUACAUCAUGAAGACAAAGCCUUCUGCCCAAGCCUGCUGCACCAGCCAUUCCGUGAAGACUGUGGAAGCUCAAGUCAGCAAACAAGAAGAGAAAAAAGAAGUUCAAGAAAACGUUGUGAUUUUUGCUGAGAAGGAUGAGUUUGAGAAGCUGACAGCAACACCAGCAAAGACUGCCAAGAGUGAGAACGAUGCCUCUUCUGAGAAUGAACAGCUUCUGAGUCGGAGUGUGGACAGUGAUGAAGAAGCUGCAGUUGACAAGCAAGGGUCCCCAGAGCUGUGCCUGCUAUCAUUAGUCCAUUUGACAAGGGAUAAAUCUUCCACAAACAACAAAUCAACUGGGAUUCAGAGUAGAAGAAAGAAGAUCCUUGACGUGUAUGCCAACGUGUGUGGGGUGGCAGAAGGUCUCAGCCCCACGGAAUUACCAUUUGACUGCCUAGAGAAGACAAGCAGGAUGCUCAGCUCCACCUACAACACUGAGAAGGCCAUCGUGAAAACAUGGCGCCACCUUGCUGAAAGCUUUGGAUUGAAGAGGGACGAGAUAGGGGGGAUGACAGAUGGCAUGCAGCUCUUUGACCGAAUCAGCACAGCAGGCUACAGCAUCCCAGAGCUCCUCACAAAACUCGUACAGAUCGAGCGGCUGGAUGCUGUCGAGUCUCUGUGCGCCGACAUUUUGGAGUGGGCUCAGGUCAUGCCAACACCUCAACCUCCUGUCACAACCUGAUGAGCAUCAUUAGGAACUGCCCCACUUUUUGUUGAGAUGUGACUUCGCUUCCUUCACCUGAGAACAGUGCAAGGGUGAUUGAGCUGGGAGACUUGGAACCAGCAGUAGUGGCUACUCACAGGCUUCCUAAAAAUUAAGGCUUUUCUCACAUGUCACUAGGUCAUAGCUUAGGCUGUUCUGAGGAGCAAGGGGGAAGCCAAAGACAAAGCUAGUGAUGUAUCGGCUGGGGAAUACUAAGCCAAACACCGUACCUCAGGAGGAUGAAUGGAUGAACACAUUCAUUCAACGACCAUUAUUACUUAGCACCUACUAUGUUUUUUAUAGCACUGUGCUGGGCACUAUGGGAAGAUGUAAAGAUGUAUAAAAGAUGGUCUCUGCUCUCAAAGGGCUUACAAUCUAGUUGAGGAGAUGAAAUAUACACAAUGGCAACACCAAGUGAUUCAGUAGUCAUGCUGUUGGAGUUGAGAAGAGGAAGAGAGUACUUCUGUCUGACAGGUAAUCCAGGAAGGCUUCAUAGCAGAGGUGCUCUUUAUGGGAAGUUUUGCCAAAUGGUCAUAAUGAACGCACACUUCUCUCUAUGCAUCUUUUCAUUUCCUAGCGUCAGUUCAGAUUGGUCUGUUAAUAUCCCAUCUGGCUUUGCAGGGAAACAGUUUAAUUACACUUGAGCCUACAUAUUUCCCGUGCCUCUCUCCCAUCAAUAAUUUAGUGCUCUCUGUGACUUACUUUGUAAAACAGAUACACAAAGCCAAUCUCAGUAGAUGUAAGUGGUCACUAGUUUCAUUGCUUCCUCGUAUCACAGAUCUGUUCAGAGUAGCAAAGAGUAUCUUAUUGCAGAUUAAUCACUUUGUAUUUUCAUAAGUAGCCCAAUUUAGAGAUGUCAAAUUCAGGCAUCAAAAGCGACCUAAUCUAUGCUCCUCAGUGGUCUAUAUGAAAAAUGAGGGCCAGAGAGGUUAAGAAUCUACAAAGUGACAUAGCUAGUUAAGAGUCCAAGCAAGGUCUUAAAUUGAAGGCACCAGAUAACUUAGUCCAAGGCUCUUUUCCUUUAUUUUAUUUAUUUAUUUUUUUAAAGACUGGGUCUCCUCAUCUUGCCCAGGCUGGAAGUACAGGGGUUACCCACAGGCCUGAUUCUACUCCUGAUCAGCAGGGGAGCUUUGCCCUACUCCAUUUACAACCUGCUCCAGUUUGCCCCUCAAUAGGGAACUUGGUGGCCCUCUCCUUGUUGGGGCUCAUGGUGCACACUCUAUUGGCUCAGCCCCACUGUCCCUUGGAACUCCCCAGCCUCAGCAUGUGCCUCCAUGCCCAUCUCUUUCCAGCUGAAUUUUACUUUGGGCAGAAAAAUGCCCAAGGACCAGUAAGCAGCUGGUAUCACUCUUUAAAGGGGGAGAUAUGAUAGCUUACUGAUUAAGGGUUCUGUCAGGCACAAAGACCAUCUAAUGUUUCAUGGAGGAACAUCCCAUUAAGAGAGUUUCAUCCUCCAAUAUUCCUUCUCUGUAGAACCAAUCAGGAAAAGGCAACACUGAAAUUCAUUGGAAGGUAGCCAGUUCAAGAACCGUAUCAGGAACCUAGAAACCUACAUCAUAGCUUUAGCUACCCCUCCCCAUAUCUAGUUAUGGAGUAACUUCACCUCUCUAGGCCUCAGUUUCCCCAUCUAUAAUAGGGUUGUGCUCACUGAUUUAUAAGAUUGCUUCUAGCCCUGGAAUUCCAUGAUUCUAUCAUCAACAAAGUUGAAGCUCAUCAGACCCCAAUGAAGAUGGAGACUUAGGAAAACAACAGUGUUGAAAAAGCGGCACAUGGAAACCACAUGGAUUUGAAAUGCAAAAUAGGAACCAAGGCCAUAAAGACUUAGUUUUGAAGUUUUCCACGGCAACUGUCUGCCAUAACAUUUAGAGAUAAAGUUAGCAAAGUGACAUUGUUCUUGGCAGGGUGGUUUUCCCAAACCUGUAAUUGCAAAGAGAGCGGCAGCCAGCCCCAGUUAUCACCCCAGUGGGUUAAUUUACAGUUCAUUGCUGACAUGCUGUAAUGGCAGGUUUCACUAGAGCUAUUCCUAAAUUAAAACAAAUUCCGUAGCUUACAAAGUAAUAUUUUUUAAAUUACAAGUUGCAUGACUGAGCAAUUGCUUCGGGGUGGGGGAGGUUGGGCAGGCAGGGAGGAGGGGAAUCGGUUGUCUGCUUGAAGCUUACAACUAAAUUUCUACUGUUGCAAAAGUAGAACAUACUGUGAUAGGAUCAUAAUUAGGUCCUGAAUAUUUAAUAUCACCAUUUACAGUCUCUGUUUGCUGCUGUUUUCAGAACCUAUUUUGUAUAUCCUGUGAGCUACAUACUCUGAGGUGAAACUUAAUUAUCCUUUUUAAUUUCUCUUUGAAAUCCUACCGUGCACCCUCUUCACCUUCUUCCCCCUGCUUUGUGCUAAUGAUGAUAAAAGCCUCUCCCUUAAUUAGAUGGCAAAUGCCAUAUGUGAUGAGCACCCUUUUCUCCAAGAGCAGUUUGUUGUUUGUUUCUUUUAAAAAUUAGUUUCAAUUGAGAAGAGAAGGCAAAACUGCUAUUUCUGUCUUCGGGCAUUUGGCCAAGUCUAGUGAGCAUAUUCUGCAGGCAUAGUUUUGGCCUGAAUCUUGCCAUCUUCCAUCUCGUGGCCAUAGGCCAUUGACUCAUCCAAAGGUAGAAACACUUUAAAUGGCAUAUACCGAUGGAGCUUUGAUGGAUAGCUGGCUUUCAGAAUCAGCUGGGCUACCAUGAUAAGUGCACCAUUGGCUACCCUUGUCAAUUUCCAGGGAGAUAGCCAUAAUUUUAUUAUUGCUAAAACACACAGGAGAGGAAGCACAACAUGGUGGAUAAAGUAAGACCUAGGUUUAAGACCUGCCUCUGACACAUACUAGCUGUAUAAACAUGGGCAAAUCCUUCAACCUCCCAGUAAUCUCAAGCAACUCUUUAAAACUAUACAUUAUAGACAAGUUGUCAAUCUGCAUUAGUGCAAGGAAUUUCCAUGCCGGGAGCAACCAACACUGAGGAAAUUGUAGGUUUGGACUAAAAGAGAGAGAGAGGAGAGGGAACCAAACCAGGAUAUGCCUGUGUCAGUGAAGUCUUAAUUGCUAAUAAUUUUGUCUGACUCUGUAUAUAUAACUUAUUAUAUUGUACAAUCUAAAUACAUAAAGAAGCUAAAAAAGA